Zingiber officinale is the source of this 2385-nucleotide messenger RNA. RefSeq names its product probable methyltransferase PMT11. Gene Ontology annotation, cellular component: trans-Golgi network; cytoplasm; endosome. The transcript has 9 exons. The coding region runs from base 88 to 2160 and encodes 690 amino acids. The record is from RefSeq and is a predicted model, not a curated record. NCBI's taxonomy places the organism in Eukaryota, Viridiplantae, Streptophyta, Magnoliopsida, Zingiberales, Zingiberaceae. Gene Ontology annotation, molecular function: methyltransferase activity.
GAGGCCAGGCGAUUCCCAUUCCCCCGCGUCCCUCAGCGGACAUUUCCCAGCCUCAGGCCCUCUGCAGCCACUUAUUCACAAGUGAGCAUGGCGAAAUCUGUCUUCGUCCAUGGCGCCGACCUCUUUCAGUUCCACAUCUUCGUCAAGGUCUUCGUCCUCGCCGUCACCGCUUUCGCUGCAUUCUACCUCGGCAAGUACUGGAACGACGGCUCCCCCCAGCUCGUAUUCUUCUCUCGCGGCGGCGGCAGCAGCGGCGGAGAAGCCGUCGGAGGCAGCAGCAGCGGCGGAGACGACGUCGGCCUCUCCUCGCCUUCCGUGUCCUUUUCCCCCAACACCAACAUCACAUUCGACGCCCCGCUCCUCGUUUCCGAUGCCACAUCGCCGCUUGCUGAACCGCCCCAGCCCCCGCUCCCGCCCCCAGAUCUGACCUCUCCUCCACCGACGAAGGCGAGGGUCGGAAUCGUUGAUAGUAAUGGCACGAUGAGGGUGGAUUUCGACGAGGAAGAGAUGAACUUGACGUACGGGUGGGACGAGGUGAAUGCUGACGGUAAUGAGACGGCCGGGAAAGAGGAAAGCGAGGGGGAUAAGAGGAUUAGGAUGCAGAGCGACAAAUUUAAGGUUUGUCCGAAGAGUAUGAGUGAGUACAUUCCGUGCAUGGACAAUGAAGAGGCUAUUAGCAAGCUUAAAUCGACGGAACGGGGUGAGAGAUUUGAGCGUCAUUGUCCGCUGGAGGGGAAUGAGUUGGAUUGCUUAGUUCCCGCACCAAAGGAUUACAAGAAGCCUAUUCCCUGGCCCCGAAGCAGAGACGAGGUAUGGUUCAGCAAUGUACCCCACACACGUCUGGUUGAAGAUAAAGGACAAAAUUGGAUCUCUAGGGACCAUGAUAAGUUCAAAUUCCCAGAUGGUGGGACUCUAUUUAUCCAUGGAGCAAAUCAGUACCUAGAUCAGAUUUCCCAGAUGGUUCCAGAAAUUGCAUUUGGGAAUCGUACAAGAGUUGUUCUUGAUGUUGGAUGUGGUGUAGCUAGCUUUGGUGCUUUUCUAUUUUCACGAAAUGUGAUCACCAUGUCAAUAGCCCCAAAAGAUGUCCAUGAAAAUCAGAUUCAAUUGGCUCUUGAACGUGGAGUACCUGCAAUGGUUGCAUCUUUUACAACUCAGCGCUUGCCAUAUCCAAACCAGGCAUUUGAUCUAAUUCAUUGUUCAAGAUGCAGAAUAAACUGGACCCGCAAUGAUGGGAUUCUGCUUCUUGAGGUCAACAGAUUGCUCAGAGCUGGAGGUUAUUUUGUUUGGGCAGCACAACCUGCUGAUAAACAUGAGGAAGCUCAACAAGAGGCAUGGAAAGACAUGGAUGACCUUACAUCUCGUAUUUGUUGGCAACUUGUGAAUAAGGAGGGCUACAUAGCAAUAUGGCAGAAGCCUUUCAAUAACUCAUGCUACAUGGGUCGCAACUCUGAAGUCCAACCUCAUGUUUGUGAUUCAGAGGAUCAACCGAACACUGUUUGGUAUGUUAGCCAAAAAGCAUGCAUUACCCGCCUUCCCGAGAAUGGAUAUGGAGCCAAUGUUUCCUCAUGGCCUGCUAGGCUUCAUGAGCCUCCACAAAGGCUCCAAGACGUAGACAUGGAUGCUUAUACAGCAAAAAAUGAAAUUUUCAAGGCAGAGUCCCGGUACUGGAACGAAACUGUGGAGAGCUUUAUUCGUAUUUUUCGUUGGAAAACUUUGAACCUGCGAAAUGUUAUGGAUAUGAGAGCUGGAUUUGGAGGGUUUGCAGCUGCACUAAUAAAUCAAAAAAUUGACUGUUGGGUAAUGAAUGUAGUUCCAAUCAGUGGGCCGGAUACAUUGCCAGUAAUUUAUGAUCGUGGCCUCAUAGGAGUGACCCAUGACUGGUGCGAACCAUUUGACACAUAUCCAAGAACUUACGACUUUCUGCAUGCAUCUGGUCUAUUCUCUAGGGAGCAGAAGAGGUGCAAUGUCUCGGUCAUUUUGCUGGAGAUGGAUAGGAUCCUCCGGCCAGGUGGGCAUGUAUAUAUUCGCGAUUCAAAAUACAUCAUGGGAGAGAUUUUGGACAUUGCGCAGGCCAUGGGCUGGAGAACUGAUCUGCGUGACACUGCUGAAGGUCCAUUUGCUAGCAGGAGGAUAUUGAGGUGUGAUAAACCAAUCUCCUAGAACUUCUACAGCUAUUUGUUUGUAGAUAUAUCUUGGUUGUACUUCUGUUGCAGAAAGCAACAUUUUCAUUUUGUUGUUGUUAUUGUUGUGUUAUAUCAUUUAUCUCUUUAAGCAGUUAGUUUUGACUAAUAAGUUGCUUGGUGGUGGCUUCGAUCUUUAGCAUCAAUAGAUUACAUUAUUGUUAUUUGACAUCAAACAUAUUAAUUGUGUCAUUUUCUGAUGGCC